Dunckerocampus dactyliophorus (ringed pipefish) is the source of this 7420-nucleotide messenger RNA. It is a transcript of the gene rad54l2, whose product is annotated as RAD54 like 2. NCBI's taxonomy places the organism in Eukaryota, Metazoa, Chordata, Actinopteri, Syngnathiformes, Syngnathidae. Gene Ontology annotation, molecular function: ATP-dependent chromatin remodeler activity; ATP hydrolysis activity; ATP binding. The transcript is spliced from 22 exons. The coding region runs from base 367 to 4821 and encodes 1484 amino acids. Gene Ontology annotation, cellular component: nucleus. The record is from RefSeq and is a predicted model, not a curated record.
ACGCGACGAAUUUGGAGGCUAUGCCGUUAGGUUUGUUGUUUUGUAACGAGCUAGCACACUGGUCUGGUGCUUGUGGCAGAGAAACAAUAGUACUGUAGGUAGACGGUACAAGCGUAUAGGAUGAAUGUUUUUCAUUAACUGCCGUUAUAAGCGCAUUAAAUUGCAGAUGCUGGGGGAUUUUUAUCAUGCAUAAUCUAUUCAUAAACAGUCGUCAAACGAAAGCGUCUCAGCACUCCUCAGGAAUUCAUUCUUUCACUGAUGUUCUUAGUUGUUCUCUGAGAACCAGUCUACUAAAGAGUGUGCGUGUAUUGGUUUGACCCCUGAUGAAGGUGUUUAGGUAAUACUGUAAGAGCCCCGUAAGACGCCAUGUCUGAAGAGGCCUUUUCAAAGAGCGACCUGGAAACCAGCUUUAACAGUGAUGAGGAAAACGAUGAGGAGGAGGACAAUGGUGAUGUGGAGGAGGAGGAGGACGACGAGGACGAGAACUGUGGAGAUGAUGAGGAUGAUGAAGAUCCACCUGACGGUGCUCAGAGCUGGCAUGAAAAAGCUCAAGAAAGCCGGGACUCCACUUCAUCUACCUCUGGGGAGCCUUGCUCUGAGCCCUCGUCUGGCCCCGCAUCCCAGCCAUCCUCCAGAGCCCCCUCCAGGCCGGCCUCUCGGUCUCAGCCUCCAGCCAGCCCUGGCAAAUCCAGCCAGAGCAAGUCAGCUCCCAGCAAGUCAAAGAAACCAAAAGCUUCCAAAUUUACCAAAACCCCAAAGCUGUCAAAACGCUCCAAACCUUCCAAGCCUGCCAAGCCAGCACACUUGAGAAAAAAUAUCAGGAAGCUGCUGAAAGAUGACCAGCUGGAGGCAGGAACCAAGGCUGCUCAACAGGAGGAGAUGGAUAGGCUCAAGCGUCUGGAGCAGCAAAGAAAAGACUUUCCUACGCCAGCGCCUGCUUUCCCAGACCAACUAGUGAACACAGCUUCAUUUUUAGGAGAGGUGUCCCAUUUGGUCCCCGCCCUCCUCGGCAAGCAGGAUGUGAUCUGCCUGGACAGCAGCGGGGAUGAAGAUGAACACAUGGACUCUAAACUGCCCAUACUAGAGGCUAUUCGAGAUGAUGUAAUUGAGCUGAGUUCUGGGGACGAGGAUGCCCUGCAGAUAAGCAGUGAGUCGGGGGAUGAGGAUGAAGGUGGCACCGGCGGCACAGAGGAGAGCAGUGGAGCGCACAUCAAUGAUGCUCUCAACUUGCCUGACGCCCAGGGCCGUGUGCUGGUUAAUAUCAACCACCCUGCGGAGGAGAAGGACAUAUUUCUUGCUCCCCAGCUGGCCAGGGCUGUCAAACCUCACCAGGUUGGCGGCAUCAGGUUUCUCUAUGACAAUUUGAUCGAGUCUUUGGAGCGGUACAAGAGCAGCAGUGGCUUUGGUUGCAUCCUUGCUCACAGCAUGGGGCUCGGCAAGACUCUGCAGGUCAUUUCCUUCAUUGACAUCCUGUUGAGGAAUACUGAGGCUCAAACCGUCCUGGCCAUUGUUCCUGUGAACACACUUCAGAACUGGCUGGCGGAGUUUAACCUGUGGCUCCCACCACAGGAAGCACUGUCCCCCGACACCGACCCGGCUUUGCUGACAGGACGUACAUUCAAAGUUCAGAUUCUGAACGAUGAGCACAAAACCACGCUGGCCCGGGCCAAGGUGGUGGAGGACUGGAGCCGAGAUGGAGGCGUGUUGCUGAUGGGGUAUGAGAUGUACCGCCUCCUGUCCAUGAAGAAGAGUUUUGUUGCAGGCAAGAAGAGAAAAUCAAAGAAGCCUGUGGGGCCUGUUAUCAUUGACCUGGAUGAGGAAGACAGACAGCAAGAACUGAUGAAAGGUAUUGAAAAGGCCAUUGUACGACCUGGUCCAGAUGUGGUGAUCUGUGACGAGGGCCACCGCAUUAAGAACUAUCACGCCAGCACCUCACAGGCUCUGAAGAAUAUCCGUUCGCGGCGCAGAGUGGUACUGACGGGUUACCCCUUGCAGAACAACCUCAUUGAAUACUGGUGCAUGGUGGAUUUCGUCAGACCGGACUUUUUAGGCACGCGCCAGGAGUUCAGCAACAUGUUUGAGCGGCCCAUUCUGAACGGGCAGUGUAUGGACAGCACACCCCAAGAUGUCCGCCUGAUGCGUUACCGUAGCCACGUGCUACACAGUCUGCUGGAGGGGUUUGUCCAGAGACGUGGUCAUGAUGUUCUGCAACAUCAGCUUCCCAUCAAGACAGAGCGUGUGAUCUUGGUGCGGCUCUCCCCGAUACAGAAAGCGCUUUACACCGAGUUUAUGAAUCGCUUUAGAGAGGCAGGAAACAAUGGUUGGCUUGGUCUCAACCCUCUUAAGGCCUUCUGUGUCUGUUGCAAGAUCUGGAAUCACCCAGAUGUGCUUUACGAGGCUUUGCAGAAAGAGAAUCAGACCAACGAGCCUGACUUGGACUUGGAUGACAUCACGAGUAGUGCUCGCUGUCCAGGCCCUGGUGCAGGUCUCAAAAGCAAAGGAUCAGACUCGGGCAACAGCAAAGCCAAUAACAUUCCGCCCCUGCUCAAUCCCUCCCAGGAUCGAAGCAAUCAAGUCAUCACGUAUGAAUGGGCAAAGGAAAUCAUGUCAAACUACCGGGUAGGAGUUCUGGAAAACUCUGCCAAAAUGGUACUGCUCUUUCAUUUGAUCGACGAGAGCGUCAGAAGAGGAGACAAGAUGUUGGUCUUCAGCCAAAGCUUAUCCACCCUGACAGUCAUUGAGGACUUCUUAUCAAAGAGACCCAUUCCAUCAGACGUCGCUUCUGCUGACUCUCAGAACCUCAACUGGGUUCGCAACCUCAAUUACUAUCGACUUGAUGGGAGUACAUCUGCAUCAGAAAGAGAGCGACUAAUCAAUCAGUUCAAUGACCCAGAGAACAGCAAAUCAUUGCUUUUCCUGCUUUCUACCAGAGCGGGCUGCCUGGGCGUGAAUCUAAUUGGAGCCAACCGUGUUGUGGUGUUUGAUGCUUCCUGGAACCCAUGUCACGACGCCCAGGCGGUGUGCAGGGUCUACCGCUACGGUCAGAAAAAGCCUUGCUACAUUUACCGCCUGGUUUGUGACUUCAGCCUGGAGAAGAAGAUCUAUGAUAGACAGGUCUCCAAACAGGGCAUGUCUGACCGUGUGGUCGAUGACCUCAACCCGGCACUGAACUUCACUCGUAAGGAAGUGGAGUCGCUGUUGCACUUCGUAGAGGACGAACCUGAAGCAAACAAGAUCGACCUGAGGGCUUUGGCAGACUUUGAGGGAGUCAUAUAUGGAGCCUGUCAGCUUUAUCCACACCUCAUCACGAAGCAACCUUUCCACCACGAGUCUCUAUUAGUGGACCGGAAGGAGACCAAACUGACCAAAGCGGAGAAGAGAGCAGCCAAAAAGAGCUAUGAAGAUGAGAAGCGAGCCUCCGUGCCCUACUCGCGCCCCUCGUAUGCCCCUUAUUAUCCAAGCAGCAACCACACGCUCGCUAACAUAGCAGCAUUCAACCAGCGUGUCUGGCGGCCUAUGGUCCGGCCCGACGACAAGCCGGUGGCGAGUGUCAGGCCCAUCCAGUCAACGCCAAUCCCCAUGAUGCCUCGCCAGGUGGUCAUGGGCGUGGCCGGAUCCAGCUCUCCUGGCAGCUUACCUGUCAAUUUCCUGCAGAAGGCCGGCGUGUACGUCCAGAGGAUCGUCACCACAACUGACAUUGUCAUCCCAGGAGCUAACAGCGCAACAGAUGUCCAAGCUCGAAUCAGUGCUGGAGAGAGCAUCCACGUAAUAAGAGGUUCCAAAGGUACUUACAUAAGGACGAACGACGGAAGGAUUUUUGCAAUUAGGUCUGGAAAAAUCAGUAGACAGGCCGCCGGGGGCUCCACUGUUUCAAGAGAGAGUCAGCAUCUGCUCAGUAAUGGCUGCGCAUCCCCCGUGGAACAGCAGCACUCGCCCAACGGGGAGCAGCAGUCCUCCUCUCCCUUGAGCUCAGAGAUUCUCCGCGAGCUCAGCCGCUACACCGCAUCCGCAAGUGCCGCCGCCGCCGCCAUGAGGAGCAACCUCUCCUCCCCGUCGGCAGAUGGAGGCGGUCGCAUCCCGGAGCUCCGUGCGCCACUCGACGACGACCUCCUGAGCUCGCCUUUAGAGACACAAUGCGCCAAACGCAAGCAUGACGACAGCCAAGGCAGCGCGCAGGCGGGAGCCAAACGGACUUCGGCUCUUCCCCGCACGCCGUCGCAUUUCGGGGGAUUCUCUCUGAGCUCCGGUGGGUUGGCUUUCCCACCCGUGGGUUUGAACUCUUCCUCGCUGCUGGGACACAUGACUCAUCCUCUUCUGAUGGGUGGAAGCGGCGGAUCUUCGUUCCUUCAAGCACCAGGACAAACACUGUCUGACCUACAGACGAUGUUCCCUUCUGCACCAGGCAACGGACAACUCCCUCCACCCUCCUCAUCGGCACUGUCCACCAUCCUCUCCUCACCAUCCACCGCCAUUCCCGUAUCGUCGGCCUCACCGGCCUCAACGACUUCCUCCCUGCCGUCGGGCUCCUUGCCGUCGUACUUGAUGAACCCCAACGUGGCGGGUCUACUGUCAUCGGGCUUCCCUCUCAACUACAGCCAGUCCUUGCUCCCUGAGCCCAGGAUGUUCCCCGCCCCGCUUCUCUCCGGCUCAGCGGGGUUCUCCACGCCAAAUUCUUCAAGUACAUCCAGCUACCUUUCCCAUUUCAGCAACCCGACAUCCAGCCUGCUGGGAGCAGCUCUGACCCAACCGGACAGACACGAGAGCGCAGAGAAUGGGGGCGAUAGUUCUGAUGAUGAUGUCAUAGAGGUGACUGGACACUAGGAAGUCACGUAGGAGCGCGUACAUCACAAACACAUCAACCAUGCCUAACCUGAUAGGGAAGGGAAGUGAUUUCAUUAAUAAUCAUAAUAACAAUAAUAAUGACAUACUGAUCAUCUUGCUGUUGUUAAUGUUCCACCACGCAGGCAUCACCAUCAUAUUGCUUUUUUUAUACAAAGUAUCUCACAAAAGUAAGUACACCCCUCACAUUUCAGCAAACAUCUUAUCAAUUCUAUCUCCUCAAGACUGUAAACUUGGAUAUACCUUAGAGUAGUCAGUGUACAGCUUGUACAGCAGUACCGCCACUGGAGAGGGGGAAAUUAUCCUCAUCUCCCCAGUGCUAGCAGCACUCAUGCACCACCAUGCAUGACUACGUAAAACAAAAUUGUUGUGUUACUCAUUUAUUUUUCCAGCUGUUUAGACAAUAAUGGCUGCAUGUUGAUGGGGGUGUGGAUGGUAGCUGGACUACUCUAAAGAAUAGUUUAGAGUCCAUUGAGAAGAUGCACUGUAAUAAAAAUGGUUUCCGAAAUGUGAGAGGUGUACUCGGUAUUGUGAGCUACUGUAAAUACCUCCUUUCUUUCUUAUAAAUACAUAUUUACAUUGAACAUACAGUGAAGCUGUUAUUGUCAUGAUUAUUAUUUUAUUUGUAACGCAUCUCCUGUCUUCACCUCCAUUCCAGCUGUUUGCAAGUCGAGAAGCACCAGAUUUGCACCAGGUUGCGGGGCAAGGAAUGAUUCCCGGUUGAUUGUUUUAAUAACAAUGGGUGAUAUUUUUCUAUAUGGUGCGUGUCGUUUUAACAUUUGGACACUGGUGCUGUCAGACACAUCAGACCAUCAUUUCCAGUAAGCAGGAUAAUUCACUUAGCGCAGCUACCAUAUAUAUAUAUAUAUAUAUAUAUAUACAGUAUAUUUAAAAAAAAAAUUCUGAUUAACACUAGUGGAAAUUUUGAGGCCAUCUGCUUUUCACUUUCUCUGAAUCCUGAUGAAAAAAAACUGCCUUUCACGUUGGAUUUGCUAUAAAAACGGAGCAACUUUCUGCAGCCUGUAGUGAGUUUCACUGAGAAAUGAAGUCCACCGGCCUGAAAGAAUCUGUGGGAAAAACGACUCGCCGAGUAUUUCAGUCUAGAAAUGUGUAGCGCCCCCUACUGAAAGGAAAUCAUGUAAAUACAGCGGUCCUUGUUUAUAUUGCAAGUCAAUACUGUGCAGUGUGUAGGGAGAUGUUUGCAUUAUAGCAUCUAUGAAGAUACGAAAUGUGGCUGUUUUUGUGACUUUGCGGGGGACUUUAAAUGUCUUUUUUUAUUAUUUCUUAAAGCUGCAAUGAAUGUAACAUGAGUUCUUUCAUAUUUAGCCUUAAAUAACACUUUUGUUUUUAAACUUAACAGAACAACGCAAAAAAAAAAAAAAGCUCAUUGUGGUCAAAGCACACACUUUUCACAUCAGAGCUAACUUUUCCACCACACUCCACCAGUGACUGCAGCCAGGUGGCCUUAGCUGACCUGCGGCGUCCUGUGUUCUGUCAUUGGUGUGUGUGUGUGUGGGUCUCUCGCUGUGCGUCUUAGAUGUAGGGAUGUAUUAGGUUGACACAGUGCUUUUUAGCAAGUAGCCUUUAGACCAGGGGUGUCCAGAGUGUGGCCCAGGGGCCAUUUGCUGCCUGCAGCACAUUCUAAAAAUGUAAUUUAACAAGUAAACCAAAAAAAACCCAGCAAAAAUGAAAAAAUCAGUUGUCACGUAUUUGGCUCCUACAGUGGCCCUUGCUGGUAAAAAGUUUGGACAACUGCUCAGACAAAAAAACACACACACAGAGGAUGGCUUGCGAGUAAACAAGCUAGUGUAGUUUUUGUACAGACUGACCACACAAUUCUGAGUUAUGCUCAAUUUGUUUUUGUUUUUUUGUUUUGGUCUUGGAAUCUUGUAAUGUGACUGAAAGAGUCAUUUACUUGGAUAUCAGUGUUUCCCAUAAAUUUGGUGCUACAUGUUCGCCCUUGCUCAUAAACCAUUAUAAGGUACCUGGUCUGCCAGAGAAUAAGACAAUGGAGCAGGAGGGAUCUGUGAGGGAGUAAUCACAUCCCUCUCCCUCGAAAUAUUUUUUUUUUAAGCGGCUAGUGAGUCUGACAUGAAAGCACUUGUCAAUGAGCAGUGGGUGUUGCCGUGGGGCCCUCCCCAUCUAAAAGCACUCGCAGGCGGCUCUGUCUUGUUUGGUGUAUUCUAAACAUAUUUGUUGUGCUUUUUGCAAAUGCGUCAUAGCCAGCUAUGUAAAUUUGACAAUUCCUGUGCCACAAGUAGAUUGCAGUCCUGUGGGAAACACUGUAUCGUCCCUUUGUAUACAGUAUAUAUCUAUCUGUCCAGAAAAAUUCAUUUUUAUGGAUUAUGGGAUAUUUAAUUUUUUUAAAGACGCUUUUUUAAAAUCUUGAUGGUAGUUUCCCUCAUUUCAGUGUUUUUGUUGUCUGAAAUGUAUUUAUUUAUGUAAUUUUUUGUGUUAUCUUCUGUGUUCUCUUGGUUGGCUGAUCCAGUAUUAAUAAUAAUAUGGACAUCCCACCAGGAUAAAAGCAGAACACGACUGUGUUGUCAAUGUUAUUUUCAAAAUAAAACACCUCAUCUAUUGC